Osmerus eperlanus (European smelt) is the source of this 2004-nucleotide messenger RNA. RefSeq names its product EBF transcription factor 3b (gene ebf3b). The transcript has 16 exons. Gene Ontology annotation, biological process: regulation of transcription by RNA polymerase II. Gene Ontology annotation, molecular function: DNA-binding transcription factor activity, RNA polymerase II-specific; RNA polymerase II cis-regulatory region sequence-specific DNA binding. NCBI's taxonomy places the organism in Eukaryota, Metazoa, Chordata, Actinopteri, Osmeriformes, Osmeridae. Bases 31 to 1830 code for a protein of 599 amino acids. The record is from RefSeq and is a predicted model, not a curated record.
AGGAGGCUUUUUACACGUAAAUUGUUCUAAAUGUUUGGGAUUCAGGAAACUAUACCGCGGGGUGGGACAACGAUGAAGGAGGAACCGCUGGGUGGACUGAAUCCAGUCCGCUCAUGGAUGCACACAGCUGGGGUGGUGGAUGCGAACACAGCCGCCCAAAGCGGUGUUGGCUUGGCACGGGCACAUUAUGAAAAGCAGCCGCCUUCCAACCUCAGAAAAUCAAAUUUUUUCCAUUUCGUCUUGGCGCUGUAUGACAGACAGGGUCAACCAGUGGAGAUCGAACGGACAGCCUUUGUGGACUUUGUGGAGAAAGAUAAAGAACCUAACAGUGAAAAAACUAACAAUGGGAUACAUUAUAAACUACAAUUAUUGUACAGCAAUGGCGUCAGAACAGAACAGGAUCUUUACAUACGGUUAAUCGAUUCCAUGACGAAGCAGGCCAUUAUUUAUGAGGGUCAAGACAAGAAUCCCGAAAUGUGCAGAGUUCUUCUCACGCAUGAAAUCAUGUGCAGCCGGUGUUGUGACAAGAAGAGCUGCGGGAACAGGAACGAGACUCCUUCAGACCCUGUGAUCAUCGACAGAUUCUUCCUAAAGUUUUUCCUCAAGUGCAAUCAGAACUGUCUGAAGAAUGCAGGGAAUCCCAGAGACAUGCGCAGAUUCCAGGUUGUCGUAUCAACAACCGUCAAUGUGGACGGCCAUGUCUUGGCUGUUUCAGACAACAUGUUCGUCCACAACAACUCCAAGCACGGGCGAAGGGCUCGCAGACUCGACCCUUCAGAAGGUACGCCUCCUUAUCUGGAGAAUGCCACCCCGUGCAUCAAGGCCAUCAGCCCCAGCGAGGGCUGGACCACCGGGGGAGCCACCGUCAUCAUCAUAGGGGACAACUUCUUCGACGGCCUGCAAGUCGUGUUCGGGACCAUGCUCGUAUGGAGCGAGCUGAUCACCCCCCACGCCAUCCGUGUCCAGACCCCCCCCAGGCACAUCCCUGGAGUGGUGGAAGUCACGCUGUCCUACAAGUCCAAGCAGUUCUGCAAAGGUGCCCCCGGGAGGUUCGUCUACACCGCCCUGAAUGAGCCGACCAUCGACUAUGGCUUCCAGAGGCUGCAGAAGGUCAUCCCCAGGCACCCCGGUGACCCUGAAAGGUUACCAAAGGAGGUCUUACUGAAAAGAGCUGCUGACCUGGUUGAAGCUCUAUAUGGGAUGCCACAUAAUAACCAGGAGAUUAUCCUGAAGCGGGCAGCUGACAUUGCUGAGGCCCUGUACAGCGUACCCCGCAACCACAACCAGAUCCCCUCACUCGCCAACACCGCCUCCCAUGGAAUGAUGGGAGUUAACUCCUUUGGCAGCCAGCUAGCCGUCAACGUGUCCGAGUCACAGGGGAACGACCAAGGUUGGUGGACCACAACCACUGCAUCUACUUUACCCCCUCAUUCAGAUAAAGCAGUGGGGUACAGCCGGAACACCAGCAGUGUGUCCCCUCGUGGGUACAUCUCCAGCAGCACCCCCCAGCAGUCGAGCUACAACACCGUCAGCAACAGUAUGAACGGCUACGGAAAUGCUGGCAUGAACCUGGGAGUGCCCAGCUCUCCCGGCUUCCUCAACGGAUCCUCUGCCAACUCCCCAUAUGGAAUUAAACAAAAGAGCGCCUUUGCCCCUGUGGUCCGACCCCAGGCCUCCCCACCCCCCUCCUGCACCAGCGCCAACGGCAACGGACUGCAAGGUGAGCCCCCCUCACCCCCCCAUCCCUUCCCUACGGACUACUGGUCAGAUACCGCUGCUCAGGCCUCAGUCCGGUUCGCUAUGUCCGGCCUGGUUGUUCCUCCGAUGUAAAUGCACUUUCCCCUUCUCAAACACCAGUCUACCCCCCCACCCCCCACCCCCCCAAAAAAACACACACACACACACAUACACACACAGACACAGGACGCCCCUUUAGCACACAAAGAAAAUGCUGGUGUAGUCUAUAGUCAACAGCGUAUUCUGUUUGUAAUGAAGAUGGGGGGG